This is a messenger RNA of Porites evermanni, 4335 nucleotides long. The record is from the annotation of a GenBank genome assembly. NCBI's taxonomy places the organism in Eukaryota, Metazoa, Cnidaria, Anthozoa, Scleractinia, Poritidae.
CCAAGGGACAUUUCCAUAGCGACGAAUGUUCCGCUGUAAAGUAAGGAACGACUGCGUUCCGAAAAGGCAGAAAUAUCAGAGUGGUCGAUUUUCUUACUGAUAUUUGUGAUUUAAGAGCAAUUAUUUAACUUUGGAGAAACUCGAGGUAAGCAAGGCUUGCUUUAAUGCUACAGACAGUGAACAAGGUAACCAAGACCUAGUUCAUUGUUCAUUUCUUUAUUACCCUUUCAAUCAAUUAAUCAUGGCAGGAACACACAACAAAUAGUUUAGAUGUUUAGUGUACAUGAGCAUCCUUUUUUCAAACCAUGGAUUAAUUUUUAAGACCAGUACAUGAUGUAUUCAGCUUUUGAUCGUUAACGCUAAGGUAGUUAAAUCCUUGCCUUUCAAUUUAUGGGAUCAAUUCUAUCCUCCCGCGACACUGAGGGAUUAAUACAUUUUUGUGUUUGACACAAAGGCCUUCGAUCGCGAGCAAAAAGCGUUGCACAAAGAAAACGCCUCUCGUUGAGUUAAACAUUCUCAGCAGUCACGCAGAAGUGGAAAGAGAAAAUACUGAAAUUAUCUAAGUUAUUUCGUGUAUGUGUAGGAAUCGAUCGGAUGUUAUAAAUGCGAAGUAGUCUAGCUAGUGAAUUGGUUACUAAGGAACAUCGAAAUGCAUUUUUAAUAUGAGCUUGAAUACUUUUGUUAAAUAAGAAUUUUAGUGCAUCUCUAUAAAUUUAGCCCUAGUCUAGUUAGCCGAGUGGAUAAUCUUUAAAAAGCCAGGAUUAUCGACGGAAGGCAUAACACCUGGCACGCAGAAUGAUCUUGUCGCCCUCAAAUUUGCAGCACGUGCCUGGAAGUACUGGAAAGAAUUUAAUAAUUAACUCUUUUCAAAUUUGGGUAAGAAAUAUAAAAUAAUAAUUAAUGUUUUUUAAUUAUAGGCCAGUUUUUUCGAUACUAUUAAGAUAUAUUAUUUUUUGUAAAUUAUCAUUUGCUUGCUGCUUGCUUGCUUGCUUAUUUCGAGCGAACUCGAACUCCAUUAACUAGCUUCAUCCAUUCCUUCCGGUUUUCCAUGAUGUUCUUCAGUUCAGCUAUGCUCAAACCAGUAUCAUUUUGCAGCUGGUCUACGUAUGUUAAUGCUGGUCUUCCUCUCUUUCUUGCGCCGUGCUUUGGUUCCCAGAGUAGUAAAUCACUUAUCACCUCAUCCUUUUUUCUCCAACAGUGUCCUAUAAACCGCAGCCUCCUGAUCAUCAGUGUAUCUGUAAUCUUAGGAAGAUUGCCGUACAGUUCUUUGUUGGUUUUAUUAUCAUUUGGAUAAAAUUUAUUGCAUGGUUUGAUGGACAUUUUUUUGCAGAGAACAAAUAUGUCAGCCAAGCUUUGGCAGAUGUCAUAGCCUUUAUUUCACUAAGCCAACAAAUCUUGCUAGAAGAUAAACAUGGAUCCCAUAAAUAAAUUUGUCCAAGCUCCAAUUGCACUCCCAUCACAUCAAAGCAAUAUAUAUAUAUAUUUUAUUACAAUAUUACAUGAAUGUUAACAUCUGUUACAUAUGUUAACAUUAGAUCACCUUUUUUCAGGACAGGGCUUUAUAACAGUGUAUAAUGCAUGCAAGAGCUACAGUGAAGAAAGUUGACAAGACUUUAAAGACCUUAAGUUCUGCAACACUCUCAGUCAAUUCUCUGUCGGCCACUGAAAUUAAAUGUGAAGACAGUGACGAUGAAUCUGAUGGAUGGGAAACUGACUUGGAAUGUGAUGAUCAGGUAGUAUCGCCAUUCUCAAGGCUUAAGAUUUUAAAAUUUCUAAGAUAGUGUAAAAGAAAAGAAGCAUUAAUUUGGCAUUAUGUAACAUCUUCUAAGAUACGGUAGUACCCUUGGUUUUUUGAAAUUCCAGAUACUAUGAGCCAAACUACCUUCCCUUCAUCAGUCAAACACUGUAAUUUUACCCUGAUUUUUCAAACCUCCCUAUAAUUUGAACCAAUUUGCUUUUUCCACUUUGUUUUUAAAAAUUGGGAUUUCACUGUAAUGAAAUACACUAGUGUAUCAAAAGUACAUGCAGGGGUAUAGCCAGCAUAUAAACCUGUAGGCCUGGGCCUACAAAUUUUUGGUUUGAUCACUCUACCACUUGUAAUAAAUUAUGCGUUGUUGUGGUGUGCUAAAAAGCCUAAGAGGUCAAAGUGUUGGUGUGGUCAGUGCAGGCCUACAACUAGUUGAAAAGCUGGCUACGCCCCCGAGUACAUGUAUCUUGGGGCCUUAUUCCAUGCACCACUACAGGGGCGGAUCUAGGGGGAGGGUGCAAGGGGUGCACACCCCCCCCCCCUAAAUGUUCACAUUUAGUUUAUGUCUACUCCACCCUGGGGGUGUACUCCCCUACAUGGCAUUUAUGGGGAAUGCAAUGUGCCACUGGACAAUAAUAUGGUUUUUACCCUCUGUCCUAAACAGGGUACAUUUAUAUCAUUUGGCACAAGUCUGUCCUAAACAGGGUAUAUAAUGCUAGUAUGUCUCAAUGUAAACAGGAUAUUGCCUGCAUGAUUGAUUUGACUUGCUUGAUGAAAUAUGUGUAUACUAUAAGUACAAAAGCUAUGACUACGUGUAAAAUGUCAAUUACUUUGCCCUAUAGCAAUUGCCAAGAAAUCAUGCAUUUUGUCCUUUGUACUAAACAGCGGUAAGAAAAGUGAGGUUGUUCACCUUAACACGGUCGGGGUUCAAACCCUCAGCAGCCCACCUAUACCCAAAAUAUCGGUCAAGUACCCUCAUGGAGACUGCACCUAUCAUGGAAGUGGGUCAUCUCAUCACAUAGGUUUCUGUCACACUUUUUGCGGCAGUUUGAACAGAUUUUCAUAUCAGGGUGGAGUGUUAUUCAUGUAGACAUGAUAAGCCAUCCAGUGUAGUGUGGAGCCUAAAUCUCCAAUUUUUUGCAGGACUUUUUACAGUUGAAGCCUCAGUAUGACCCCACUGGUCGAGCUCUUUACAGACGAGCAUGCCAGAAACUUGGAAUUGUUCCUGCAUCUUACUUUGUGCGUCACAUGACUGAGCCUACUGUUGCUAUGUCUCAUCAUGGGCUUGGCCCACUUGGAAUCAGGGCUAUGGCGUUAGCUCUUUUAUACAACACUAAAGUGACAAGCCUUGAUGUAAGGGACAAUGGUAUUGGAGAUGAGGGAGGAGAAAUCAUAGCGAAGCUCUUGAGAGAAAACUACUUCAUUGUGGAAUUAGACAUAUCUGAAAACCAGCUUGGAAGAAGUUCUAUUGUAGAGAUCGCAGAAACACUCAAGGAAAACAACACGCUGAUAAAGCUUGGACUUGCUGGGAAUUCUCUGGAUGACAAAGAUGCUGAUAUACUUUGUGGAUCUCUGCUUGUAAAUAAUACUCUGACUCAGUUAGAUUUGAGCUGCAACAAAUUCUCAAACAAAGGUUGCGAGUACUUUGCAAAAUUACUUGACGAGAACAUCAGUCUAUCAGAGCUUGAUUUAAGCUGGAAUCACAUUCAAGCUCAAGGAGGNGAUCUCUGCUUGUAAAUAAUACUCUGACUCAGUUAGAUUUGAGCUGCAACAAAUUCUCAAACAAAGGUUGCGAGUACUUUGCAAAAUUACUUGACGAGAACAUCAGUCUAUCAGAGCUUGAUUUAAGCUGGAAUCACAUUCAAGCUCAAGGAGGAAAAAUGCUAGCUAAAGGACUUAGAGGAAAUGUAAAGCUCAAAUCUUUAAAUUUGGCAUGGAAUGGUUUAGCAACAGAUGGAGCCAAAGCACUUGCCGGAGCCCUGGUAGAGAAUGGAACCCUACAAGAGUUGGAUUUAAGUAGCAAUAGAAUUUCAGAUGCAGGUGCAUUUAGUAUUGCAAGAGGUCUGGAAAACAAUUCUUCUCUUGAAGUUCUAAAGCUAGCAAAGAACCACCUUCAAAAUAAUGGUGCUUGUGCUAUUUUAAACUCAAUCACCAAAAAUGGAGAUAGUAGACUAAACAAAAUCAACCUCUCGGGUGUCAUUGUUAAAGACCAAUUUCACUUAAUCGCAGAAGAACUGCAAAAUCUGAGGCAGAUUAGAAUAAUAACAGAGGAGACAACUGAAACAAAAGCUAAGAAGGAGGAACCUGAUCCUGGUACUCUUCUGCGUAACUACAUAGCAAAAGAGCAUGUUCUUGUCGUUGAUUUGUUCCGCAAGUUAGAUCGUGAUGGAAGCAUGCAAGUGAGUGUGAAAGAAUUUGCAGAAGGAUUACGCAAAUCAGAUGUUGGGCUGACUCAGUACGAGGUAGACAGAAUGAUUGACGUGUUGGACGUUGAUAAAGAUGGUGAAAUAGAUUACAGUGAGUUUGUGUACAUUCAGUCUGAGUGGAAAAGUGAAGACAAAGGAAAGAGAAAAUUAUCCUCAAUGUAG